GUUUAUCGUACACUUAAAGUUCUUAAUUUACAACUAAUAAUUACAUAGUUUGCUCGUCGACCUUUGCGUUCGCUGAAGUUUAAAUUUAGCAGUCAUAUGUAACCGGGUGACGUCACGCAGAUGUGCGCAAUAGCAUACCUUGUUUUCUUGUAUCAUGGGAAUAACCAACGGUAAGCUACCGCCCACCACAUUUCGCAAAUGUCUAGUGAGUUUAUGAACGCCACUUAGAAAGGUUGGUAUUGGUAACACUGGAAAAAAUAAAAAUAUGUGUCAGAUGCCAGCUGUGAAUGUGAAUGACAAGGUUGUCAAGUAAACAGUCGAUUAAAAAGUUUUCCAGACCAGAAGGCAGAAGCACGAAAAUGUCGAAAGAUUCACACAUUGAUAGAGAUCUAGAUUUAUCAAACGCUAAUCGAGGAGUGUGGCUUGUAAAAGUCCCCAAAUAUGUUGCAAAUAGAUGGGAGAAAGCUCCCAGUGAUAUGGAAGUAGGCAAACUAAAAAUUUGCAAAUCUGGGCCAAAAGCCCAGGUUUCUCUAACGUUGUCAUCGGCUAUUUUAAAUUUGAGUGAGCCUGGUGAAGAACCCAUUCCCAAAGACCACAGAUUAGAUGUGUCAAAGGUAACUCAACAAACGUUAGGUGUUUUUUCACAUGUUAUACCAUCACAAACUGAUUCAGUUAUCCCAGAAACUGAGAAGUUGUACAUGGAAGGUAAAAUUGUACAGAAACUUGAGUGUAGACCUUAUGCAGAUAAUUGUUAUAUGAAACUGAAAUUAGAAUCUAUUAGAAAAGCUUCAUUACCAACAAGAAAAGUUAAACAACUUGAUAGAGUGGUGACGUCUUAUAAACCAGUGUCAGACCACAAAAAUAAUAUUGAAUAUAUGGAACGGAAGAAAGCCGAAGGAAAGAAAGCUCGUGAUGAUAAAGAUGCUGUUUUGGAAAUGUUAUUUGCUGCAUUUGAAAAACAUCAAUACUACAACAUCAAAGAUUUGGUUAAAAUUACUAAACAACCAAUAACUUAUUUAAAAGAGAUCUUGAAAGAAGUUUGCAAUUAUAAUUUGAAAAAUCCACAUAAAAAUAUGUGGGAAUUAAAACCAGAGUACAGGCAUUAUAAACAACCAGAAGUUAGUGAUGAAAAGAAAGACUCACAAUCAGAUGGUGACUAAAAUUUAUUUUUAUGAACACUUGAUAAGUAUCUUAUUCAAAUAAAUCAUUUUAAAUUCUA
Messenger RNA from Zophobas morio, 1219 nucleotides. RefSeq names its product general transcription factor IIF subunit 2 (gene TfIIFbeta). Gene Ontology annotation, cellular component: transcription factor TFIIF complex. NCBI's taxonomy places the organism in Eukaryota, Metazoa, Arthropoda, Insecta, Coleoptera, Tenebrionidae. Gene Ontology annotation, biological process: transcription initiation at RNA polymerase II promoter; transcription by RNA polymerase II. Bases 294 to 1160 code for a protein of 288 amino acids. The record is from RefSeq and is a predicted model, not a curated record. The transcript has 5 exons.